GUGAGGGAGUGGGUUUUUCGGCACUUAAAUUUGGUUUAUUUUCAUGGUACAUGGAGGGGUACAUUUUCUUGGUGGCACAGAAAUCGCAAUCGAGUGACUAAUCAGUGUUACCCAGGUGGUGAAAGCACCUACCUGAGUUGAUUAGAUUUGUAAAAACUGUUUAUGGAGUUGCAAAAGAGGCGCUCCCAAAAAAUCUUUCGAGGACUUCAAAUUUUCCAAAAGACUUUUAAACCCACCGGGCAUGACGCGAGAGGUGCGGAGAGUGAAGAACUUAUCAAAUUUUGUCGUAACUUGACACAUUUUAUCAAUACUUUUAAAACGGCGUGGAACCUCCCGAAGCUAGGCAACAACGAACUACUUCUCGAAAAUUAUGCGAGGUACCUCGGAGUAAUACUGGACAGCAAAUUGCUGUGGAAGCACAACGUUGAGGAGAGGGUGAAAAAGGCCAGUAAUGCGUUGUACGCAUGUAAAAGAAUGCUGGGCGUUACUUGGGAUCUAUCACCCUCUAUGAUGCAUUGGUGCUACACAGCAGUAGUCAGACCGAUACUGCUGUAUGGAACCUUAGUAUGGUGGACUGCGACAAAAACUUUGACAUACUUAAUGCCGCUGGAAAGGAUUCAACGACUCGCUGCUCUGUGCAUAACAGGAGCGAUGAAGACCACUCCAACGGCGGCGCUGGAAAUGAUACUCAGAAUGCCACCUAUUGACCUCAUGGCGGAAAACCUGGCAGCGAAAUCCGCGAGGAGGCUAAUGGCUGCAGGGGUAUUCACCUGCAGAACUUUCGGUCACAGCUCAGUAGGAAAGUGGAGCUCAGGUGGCACGGACUACAUGACUCCGUACUUUAAUUGGGAGAGAAGGUUUCGCACUACAAUUGAAGAGGAGGGAUGGCACAAAGGCAUGAAACCUGGCCAUAGAACUUUUCACAUCUAUACGGACGGCUCGAAAACUCCAGACGGAGUGAGAGCGGGUAUUUACUGCUCAAAACUAGGAAUAAGGCAGCCUAUCAAGCUGCCAGACCACCUAACCUUUAAAACGGCGUAAUAGAGCAAGUACAACUAAUAGCAUAUCUUGUGAAAACCAAAAGUGCUUUUAAGCGCAAAUUAUUCUUCUUAAGCAGCCGGUUUAGUGCAAUUUUUGACGAUGCUUAUAUCCCGUAAAUACUGUAUUUCAAAAUAAAUUAAAACCUUAAGCAUUUUAGUACUGCAAUAAAAAUAGUAGCAAAACUAAAAUAAAAUAAUGAAUAAAACUGAAAAGCCACCACUUGAAAAUGUUUUUGAAAUUAUAAAAUGCAAAAAUGAAAUUUCAUCAUAACGACCACACCUACCUGUACGCGUCGGCGCGCCACCUGUUUACGUGCCAAAUAGCCGCGGCAAUACGCCUGCAGUUGUAUGAUGCGAUCCGACAGCAAUUCAUCACGUUUCGCCUCCAAUUCACUCAAAACACCAGAACGGAAUAAAAUCUGCAAUGCAAAGAGAGAAAAACAGCGAUGAAAUUAGAAACACAAAUGAGCAAACAUAGAAAAGAAUAUAAAAGGUAGAAAUAAAUAAAUAAAAGAAUUUCAUUUGAAAUGGUUGGGUGUAGAAACUAUGCGGUGAUGCAAUAAUAAUAAAGUGAAAUAAUAAAACAUAGUUUGAUAUGCAUUUUGUUGCGGUUCUGCAAAACGAUAGAGUGAGCUGUUUUGAUCCCAAAUUCGCUUAUGAUGGAAGC
Messenger RNA from Anastrepha ludens (Mexican fruit fly), 1707 nucleotides. RefSeq lists its product as uncharacterized. Lineage: Eukaryota; Metazoa; Arthropoda; Insecta; Diptera; Tephritidae. The transcript has 2 exons. The record is from RefSeq and is a predicted model, not a curated record. The coding region runs from base 163 to 1041 and encodes 292 amino acids.